UGACUUUGCAUUUCCGGGAGGAGAACUGUUUGUAAACAAAACAGUUCUCUCCCCUGUCAGCUCCUGCACACUGCUUUGUAUGGCUUAUCAUAGCACAGCCAUGCAAAGCAGUGUACUUACAGUGAAGCACAAACACACCACACCAUAGUAAAACGCACACAGCACACAGUUAACCCUUUGAUUGCCCCAGAUGUUAACCCCUUUCUGCUCAGUGCCAUUAGUACAAUGUCAGUGCUUUUUAUUAGUACUUAUCACUGUAUUGGUGUCACUGGGGAUGUCAGUGACACCAAGUCAGUUUCCCCCCAGUCUCAGAAUGCUGCCGCAAUCCUGC
Staurois parvus is the source of this 331-nucleotide messenger RNA. Lineage: Eukaryota; Metazoa; Chordata; Amphibia; Anura; Ranidae. The record is from the annotation of a GenBank genome assembly.